This is a messenger RNA of Vanderwaltozyma polyspora DSM 70294, 972 nucleotides long. It is a transcript of the gene CDC34, whose product is annotated as SCF E2 ubiquitin-protein ligase catalytic subunit CDC34. The transcript has a single exon. Gene Ontology annotation, molecular function: ubiquitin conjugating enzyme activity. The record is from RefSeq and is a predicted model, not a curated record. Lineage: Eukaryota; Fungi; Ascomycota; Saccharomycetes; Saccharomycetales; Saccharomycetaceae. Gene Ontology annotation, biological process: proteasome-mediated ubiquitin-dependent protein catabolic process; protein polyubiquitination. The coding region runs from base 1 to 972 and encodes 323 amino acids.
AUGAGCAAUCGUAAGAGUACAGCAGCAAGUUUACUAUUACGACAAUAUAGAGAAUUAACUAAUCCAAAGAAGGCUAUACCAUCAUUUCAUAUAAAUUUAGAAGAUGAUUCCAAUAUUUUCGUUUGGAAUAUUGGUGUUAUGGUACUAAACGAAGACUCUAUUUAUCAUGGUGGUUAUUUCAAGGCUCAAAUGAGGUUUCCUGACGAUUUCCCAUUCUCUCCACCACAGUUUAGGUUCACCCCUGCUAUUUACCAUCCAAACGUGUAUAGGGACGGUAGAUUAUGUAUUUCAAUCCUACAUCAGAGUGGUGACCCAAUGACUGAUGAGUUGGAUGCUGAAACUUGGUCUCCUGUACAAACUGUCGAAAGUGUUUUGAUCUCUAUUGUUUCGUUAUUGGAAGAUCCAAAUAUAUCAUCCCCUGCAAAUGUAGAUGCAGCUGUAGAUUAUAGGAAGAAUCCAGAGCAAUACAAGCAAAGAGUUAAAAUGGAGGUGGAGAGAUCAAAGCAAGAUAUUCCUCAAGGUUUUAUCAUGCCAACUUCGGAUUCUGCAUACGUUUCAGCCCAGCAUAACUCAAAAUACAAUAAAGGAGAAGAAUCAAAUGAUGUGUACAGUAAUAAUAAUAACAAUAAUGGUGGUGGGAAUGUUGCCGAUGGUAAUAGCCAGCACCAUAAUUCCGUCAAUAGUAGUCAUAAUAAUGAUAUAGCAGAUAAUUUCUGGUAUGAUAGUGAUCUGGAUGAAGAUGAAGAUGAUAUAAAUAAUAACUACGGUUCUAAUAUUAAUGAUAGUAAUUCUAUGAUUUAUGACGACGAUGAUGUUUAUAAUUAUCAAGGUGAAUAUGAAGAGGAUUUUGAAGAAGAUGACGAAAGCAUAGAUAAUGAUAGUGUUAUGGAUAGAAAACAACCAAAAAAACCUGAUGCAGAUAUUGAAGAAGAAGAAGAAGAACUACAAGAAAAUAUGGGUGAAAAGUUAUAA